GCUUCAGAUUGAACCAUUGCCACUGACACCUGUAGUGGCUCUGGCACAUCUGAAUGAUUGAUUAAUCACAUUUACUUGACAUCUCUGGAUAGGUGAUGCCUAAAACAAUAUUGAUUUUGUACCUCAGGUCUAUGAGACUUUUUCCCAUUACUACUUUUCGUCCUGAAAGCCAAGGUGUUUCGUGGCUUUUGUGGUUUCCUUUCCAUCAGCAGCCAAUUUAGACUUUGGACACAAGACACACCCCUGUUUAAAGACUUUCCAAAGAGGAACAUGAGUACUGAGGGGACCACAGCAGCAACCACAUCCUGUCCACCUUAUAUUAAAACAGUUGGUGGUGAUGUUGAAGAAGUGAAAGUUUAUCAUUUGCACACAGUGUUCAAUCCACCCACAUCUGCAACAGAGGAAGAUAUUUUCAAAGUUCAGGCACCUGUCCCUGUCUAUAGGUCCUCCCCACCCACGUACAAGUUUGUCAGCUACGAGACUGUACCGGGACGAUCCCCAGGGGUGACCACCUGCACUUCCUGUCAACAGCAGGUCAUGACAAAUGUCACCCACAAAGCUGGUGCUUUUGCUUGGCUAAUGUGCUUUGUCUUCAUUUUCUGCGGAUUGUUUUUUGGCUGCUGCCUCAUUCCGUUCUUUGCCAAACGCUUCAAAGACGUCUACCACUCCUGCCCAAGGUGUAAUCGGAUUCUUCAUGUUGAGAGGUCAUCCUGCUGUUGACCAAUGUGACAUUACACAAAGCACUUGGUGUGAAAAAGAAAAAGUUACACCUUUGCAGAAUUCACUACUUUUAGACCCGCAAAUUCAAAUAUCAAGCAGCGCAGUAUCCUCUACCCUUGCGCAUGCAGGUUUGUAAUACCCCUGUAUAACUCAUCCUUCAUGUUUCCCUCAUUGCCAUGGUAUUAGAUUAACUAGAUUAUAGCAAAUGGGGGGGUGAAAUUGUUCGAUUUUCAAUGUGUACAACAAUUGGUUUUAUGUGCAAUUAAAUAUUAAAAUGUGA
Anguilla rostrata (American eel) is the source of this 1000-nucleotide messenger RNA. RefSeq names its product lipopolysaccharide-induced tumor necrosis factor-alpha factor homolog. The coding region runs from base 271 to 720 and encodes 149 amino acids. Lineage: Eukaryota; Metazoa; Chordata; Actinopteri; Anguilliformes; Anguillidae. The record is from RefSeq and is a predicted model, not a curated record. The transcript is spliced from 6 exons. Gene Ontology annotation, molecular function: zinc ion binding. Gene Ontology annotation, cellular component: cytoplasmic side of lysosomal membrane; cytoplasmic side of late endosome membrane; nucleus.